AUGAGAGUAUCUAUAGGGUCUUCCGUAUUAUUAAUAUUAAUAGGUCUUUUUGGAUUUGCCACUCGUACAGAAUGUGCGUUGGCAGCUAUGUCAGUCGAUCUGGGAAGCCAGUUCAUCAAGGUUGGCUUGGUGAAACCUGGAGUACCAAUGGAAAUAGUUUUAAAUAAAGAAUCUCGAAGAAAAACGCCAAACGUUCUUUCUAUUCGUAACGGAGAGCGACUGUUCGGAGAUCCAGCGCUUGGUCUCAAUGUACGAUACCCAAAAACAGUAUAUCCUCACUUAUUGGAUCUUCUUAGUAAAAAUAUUGACCAUCCAUCGGUUGAUGUGUACCGUAAGAGACAUCCACAUCUCGUCAUUGAAAAAAGCCCCAACUCAUCUAGCAUCGUUGUUCCAUUUAGAGAUGAAGUUUAUUCCAUUGAAAGCUUACUAGCUAUGAUCCUAUCGAACUUGAAAGAGUUCACUGAGGCAUAUGCUGAGCAAACUGUUAGAGAUAUCGUUAUUACUGUUCCUGUAUAUUUCACUCAAGCUGAACGUCUUGCUAUCGAAAAGGCUACUCAAAUUGCCAGACUCAAUCUUCUUCAACUUAUCAAUGAUGGAACAGCAGUUGCUUUGAAUUAUGGAGUUUUCAGAAGAAAGGAAAUUACCGAAAAGCCUUUGAGAAUGAUGAUUUAUGAUAUGGGUGCUAUGAAAACAACUGUAACUCUUGUCGAGUAUAAGGUUGUGAAGGAGAAAUAUGGAAAAGAACCAAAGCUUUCCGUACUUGGUGUUGGAUAUGAUCGUAACUUAGGAGGCUUGGAAAUGACCCUCCGUCUUCAGGAGCAUUUAGUUAAACGUUUCCGUGAAAAUUACAAGACUGAUAAGGACAUCACUACUAAUGACAGGGCCAUGGGAAAAAUGCUCAAAGAGAGUGAGCGCUUGAAACAAGUACUCAGUGCCAACGCUGAUCAUUUCGCACAAAUCGAAAGCGUUCAUGAAGAUAUUGACAUGAAGAUCAGAGUUUCGCGUGAUGAGUUCACGGCUCUCAUUCUUGACUACGAGGCUAAAAUUUCCAAGCCUGUUGAAGAUGCUCUUAAAAUGGCUGAACUUAAGCUCUCCGACAUUGAUCAAGUUGCUCUUUUCGGAGCUGGUACAAGAGUUCCUAAGAUUCAAGAAGCUAUUCAAGCCGCAGUUGGUGGAAAAGAGUUAGGAAAGUUUUUGAAUACUGAUGAGGCUGCUGCUAUGGGAGCAGUGUUUUUGGCUGCACAUUUGAGUAGUGGUUUCAAAGUCAAGCCUUUCAAUGUCGAAGACUUGGUCAUCUAUCCAAUUCAGGUCAAGUUCACGGUUAAUCAACAGCAAGAAAAUGGAGAAACUAUCCAAAAAGAUCUCACCAGACAAAUCUUCCAGUAUAAGACGAAGUACCCAACGAACAAGAAGACUAUUGGUUUCACAUCUUUCCUCACUGAUUUCAACUUCGAGCUCAAUUAUGGAGAUCUUUCUCACUUUAAUGCUGAACAGCACAGACUAUUGGACCCCUUAACAGGAAAACUUGCCACUAUUUCUGUUGAUGGCUUGACUCAAGUUAUUGAAGAAAAGGUGAAAGCCGAAGAAACCGAAUUCAAAGGAGUAAAAGUUCCGUUCAUUCUUGACGGAUCUGGAAUUGUUCGUGUAGGAAAGGCGGAAGCAACAAUCCAAAGAAAGUCUCAAGGGGUUGUAGAAUCCAUUACAAAUACCAUCAGUGGUUUCUUCACUGGAAACGCUGAAGAGGGUGCACCAACGGAUACGGAAGAAAAGAAGGGAGAAGCCGAUGCCGCUCCUGAAACUCCAGAGGCAGACCCUGCUUCUGAAGCUGAACCAUCAACUCAAGAAGAGAAGAAAGAAGAACAAAAGGCUGAAGAACCAUCAGAACCUGAAAACAAAGAGAAGACUGCCGAAGAGCCUGAAGCUAAAGUGAACAGUACUGAAACUCCUGCUAAGAAUGAAACCGAAAAGGCUGAGAAGAAAGUUCCCGAAGUCGAAAAAGUUGUUUUGGGCACUCAAGAGUCAUACUUGGGAGUUCACAUUCUGACUUCUGAAGAAAUCGAAGAUUACAAAACCAGACUUGAAGCUUUUGAGAGAACUGAGAAGCUUGCAGCCGAGAGAGCUGCGGCUGAGAAUGAACUCGAAUCGUUUGCUUUCGAGGCCAGUUUGUUACCCGACGAAGAAGAUUUUGUUAAGUUCUCAACAGAAGAAGAGAGAGAGAAGUUAGCUAAAGAGGUCACUCGUAUCCGUGCUUGGUUGGAAGAUGAUACAACUCCAGAGACUAAGACUGGUGAAUUCAAAGAAAAUUUGACUAUCUUGAAGGAUAUUUUGAAUCCCAUAAAGAAAAGAAUUUCUGAAUCCUCAACUCUUCCGGAAGCUAUAACUAAUCUGGAAAACAUGUUGAAUUCUUCCAGAAUUAUGGUUGGAAUGGGAGGAGACGAUGAGAAGUCUUUGUUCUCAAAGAAUGAUACCGAAGCCUUUGCUAAGAAACUCGACAAACUGACUGAGUGGAUCGAAAGUAAGAAGUCUGCUCAAUUGGAGAAGAAACCAAAUGACGAUCCUGCGGUUCUCACCAGUGAAGUCGCUCUGAAGAUCAAAGCUCUGGACCGUGAAUUGAACAGAUUUAUGAAGAAAAUGAAGGCUGAAAGAACUGUUAAUGUAGAUAAGAGUCAGAAUAAGACCGAGACCGGAACUGAGACUGACGAAACGACAAAGAAACCUGAGAAGGCGGAUGAAGCCGAAGAACAGAAGCCUACUAAUGAAGAGGCUGAAAAGCCCGAAGAUAAUAAAGAGGCGAAAGAUACCGAGAAAGUUGAGCUUUAA
Molecule: messenger RNA, 2820 nt
Organism: Auanema sp. JU1783
Lineage: Eukaryota; Metazoa; Nematoda; Chromadorea; Rhabditida; Rhabditidae
Source: the annotation of a GenBank genome assembly